CCCGCCUCCCUUCCGUCCCCGUGCCCGCUGCUUUUCCGUGUCCCCGUGUCCGCUGCCCCCGUCCCCAUCCCCGUCCCCUGCCCGGUUCGGCGCUGUCCCGGCACUGUCCCCGGGUAUCCCGGCCGUGUCCCCGGCUGUGCCGGCGGUAUCCCAGCCGUAUCCCCGGCCGUAUCCCGGCUGUCCCCGUGUCCCCCCCGGGCCCGCCAUGUCCCCGCGGGCCAUGCCGGUGCGUGUGCUGCGGCUGGGCGCGGUGCCGUACGCGGAGGCGCUGCGGGUGCAGGAGCGCUGCGUGGCGGCGCUGCGGGCGGCGCGGGGCGGCGCGGGGCGGCCGCUGCCGCUGCCGGUGCCGGUGCCGGUGCCGGUGGCGGCGGAGAGCGUGGUGCUGAGCGAGCCGCUGCAGCCCGUGUACACCUGGGGGCUGCGGGGCGCGCCGGGCGCGGCGGCGGCGGCGGCGCUGCGGGCGCGGGGCGCGGCGCUGGUGGCGGCGCGGCGCGGCGGGCACAUCACCUUCCACGGGCCGGGACAGCUGCUCGCCUUCCCCGUGCUCGACCUGCGCCGCCGCCGCCUGCCCCUGCGCGCCUACGUGGCCGGGCUGGAGGCGCUGGUGCUGCGGCUGUGCCGCCGCCUCGGGCUGGGCACGGCCCGGGCGCUGCCGCCGCCCUACACCGGGGUCUGGAUGGGCGACAGCAAGCUCUGCGCCAUCGGUGUGCACUGCGGGAACCACAUCACCUCGCACGGGCUGGCGCUCAACUGCUGCACCGACCUCUCGUGGUUCGAGCACAUCGUGCCCUGCGGGCUGGAGGGCAAGGGCGUCACCUCGCUCAGCCGCGAGCUGGGGCAGCACGUCGCCGUCAGCCAGGUCCUCCAGCCCUUCCUCGACUCCUUCCAGGAGGUGUUCGAGUGCACUUUGGUCUCCUCAGAGGACCCCGGGGACUAGGAUCGCUGUGCUGCCUUGGCCGGGUGUGUUGGCCCCAGGGCAGCCCAGGGUCUCUGUUGUGAGACAGUUCUUGUGCCUUUGCCUGGGGACUGUGAGUGGACUGUGGCACAGGGUUUCAGGCUGCUGCUGGAGCAUCCAACCCUGCCCUGUGAGUCUCCAUCCCUUGGCUGGGACCUCCAUGGGUACCACUGACCAUCCAACCCUGCCCUGUGAGUCUCCAUCCCUUACUGAGACCUCUGUGGGUGCCACUGACCAUCCAAACCUGCCCUGUGAGUCUCCAUCCCUCGGCUGAGACCUCCAUGGGUACCACUGACCAUCCAACCCUGCCCUGUGAGUCUCCAUCCCUUACUGAGACCUCUGUGGGUGCCACUGACCAUCCAAAGCUGCUCUGUGAGUCUCCAUCCCUUACUGAGACCUCUGUGGGUACCACUGAACAUCCAAAGCUGCCCUGGGGCUGUUCUCUGCAGCCCUGUGAGUCUCCAUCCUUCGCUGAGACCUCCAUGGGUACCACAGUCACUUGGUGGUGAAGUACCCAAACAGGUGCUUUUGUGGGGCUUUUUUCUGCUUUUUGCCCCACAGGAAUUAAAGAUUUGUGUGAAUGCUCAUGAAUUCACAGGAAUUCACAUGAAUUCAUGUGGGUCAUCCUUCCCUUGCUGGCGGAUAAAAAGAGAUUUUAUAUAUAAAGAGAGUUGCUGGGAA
Zonotrichia leucophrys gambelii is the source of this 1636-nucleotide messenger RNA. It is a transcript of the gene LIPT2, whose product is annotated as lipoyl(octanoyl) transferase 2. The coding region runs from base 206 to 937 and encodes 243 amino acids. The transcript has 2 exons. The record is from RefSeq and is a predicted model, not a curated record. Gene Ontology annotation, molecular function: lipoyl(octanoyl) transferase activity. Gene Ontology annotation, biological process: protein lipoylation. Lineage: Eukaryota; Metazoa; Chordata; Aves; Passeriformes; Passerellidae. Gene Ontology annotation, cellular component: mitochondrion.